Messenger RNA from Lepus europaeus (European hare), 396 nucleotides. RefSeq names its product histone H2A type 1-A. NCBI's taxonomy places the organism in Eukaryota, Metazoa, Chordata, Mammalia, Lagomorpha, Leporidae. The record is from RefSeq and is a predicted model, not a curated record. Bases 1 to 396 code for a protein of 131 amino acids. Gene Ontology annotation, molecular function: DNA binding; protein heterodimerization activity; structural constituent of chromatin. Gene Ontology annotation, cellular component: nucleosome. The transcript has a single exon.
AUGUCUGGCCGAGGGAAGCAGAGUGGCAAGGCGCGUGCCAAGGCGAGGACCCGCUCCUCCCGGGCCGGGCUGCAGUUCCCCGUGGGCCGCGUCCACCGCCUGCUGCGCAAGGGCAACUAUGCAGACCGGGUGGGCGCCGGCGCCCCGGUGUACCUAGCGGCCGUGCUCGAGUACCUGACGGCCGAGAUCCUGGAGCUGGCGGGCAACGCGGCGCGCGACAACAAGAAGACGCGCAUCAUCCCGCGCCACCUGCAGCUGGCCAUCCGCAACGACGAGGAGCUCAACAAGCUCUUGGGUGGGGUGACGAUCGCGCAGGGCGGCGUGCUGCCCAACAUCCAGGCCGUGCUGCUGCCCAAGAAGACAGAGAGCCACCGCCACAAGGCGCAGAGCGUGUGA